AAUUGCCUUGGAUAUUAAUAAAAUAACCCUGAGAGCUCUUACAUGUUCCUUCACCAUAGGAGGAUCCCAAAAAACAAGCAUUUAUCCUUAUCUCUUUCCCAAAAAUCCAAAUCCCAAAAGAACACUAUAAUCUAUUGUAAUAGUUGUAAUCUUCUCUAAGCGUGAAUCUAUGAUAGUUACAUACUUUUUUUUUUACAGAAACGUGAAAAAAAGCAAAAGCUUCACCUUCUCUCCAGCCUUUUGCUCAGCUUUCAUCAGUCUCGAGGCUACUCUCUCUUCCAUGUUGUCUUCAACUGCCUGACAUAAAAACUAUCACAAAUGUUUGUUCCCACAUGCAUGGGCUAGUAGCAACACCAACUUGGAGACUACAUAGUUUGUUGUUUUCCUCUCAUUCAUAUCCAUGUGCCUUCUGCAUUUAAAGUUACCAGCUACUCAAAUACUGAAGUUCCUAGCUAUAAAGCAAAGAAAAGCACCAGUUAGAGUUUACUGUACUGUAUAUUUUUCAUGGGGAAAAUUGGAGGAAGCUCGUGGCUGACUGCUGUUAAAAGGGCUUUUAGGUCUCCUAGUAAGGAGAAUGGGAAGAGAAGCAGUAGAAGGAGAGAAGAAAAUGAACAAGAAGAAGAAGAAAAGAGAGGGAAACGAAGAUGGAUUUUCAGGAAGCCUUCGAAUCAGGAAACAAUUACAGAACACUGCCAAGCAAGGACAGUAACAACCACCACAGCUAAUAUCACUCCAACCACUAGGUCUGUGACUAUAGCAACCAAUCCUGUUUCUGAGGCUGCAGAUGGUGAGCAAAGACAUGCCAUUGCGGUAGCCAUAGCAACUGCUGCUGCUGCUCAAGCUGCAGUAGCGACAGCACAGGCAGCUGUAGAGGUUGUUCGGCUCACUAGGCCUUCCAUAUUUGUGAGAGAACACUAUGCUGCUGUUUCCAUUCAGACUGCCUUCAGAGGAUACCUGGCAAGGAGAGCUCUUCGGGCACUUAAGGGGCUGGUAAAGCUGCAGGCUUUGGUAAGAGGCCACAAUGUUCGUAAGAGAGCAAAUAUGACACUUAGGUGCAUGCAAGCUAUGGUUAGAGCCCAAGCUCGGGUAUGUGACCAACGUAAGAAGAAGCUUUCAAACGAAGGGAGCAUAGAUUCUGCAAUUAGCGAACCAAAUAGCUUGUGGGAAUCACAUUUUGCUGAAAGGAAAUCCAUGUUUUCUAUGCAGUCUAGAGAUGAAAGUAGCACUGCUGAUGAUUGGACCCACUGGGAUGACAACCCCCAAACAAUAGAGGAGAUUCAAGUAAUGUUACAGAAAGCAAAGGAUGCUGCUUUGAAACGUGAAAAGGCCUUGGCUAAUGCAUUCUCUCACCAGAUGUGGAGAACUGGUAGAGAGCCAAUUGCAAGUGAGGAAGAGCCAGAAGAGAUGCCCAAAUGGCUUGAUCGGUGGACAACAAGGAAGCAAUGGGAGAGCAGAGGCAGAGUUUCAUGUGAUCAAAGAGAACCCAUAAAAACUGUGGAAAUUGACACCUAUAGACCUUACUCCUACUCUGCUCCCAAUUCACAAAGACCACCGCAACAACAUCGCUGCUACCAAAUCCAACCACAGAGACACAGUUCAUUUUCUGUGGCCUCUCCUGUUCAUAGAGCCCACACAAAUCUCACCUUCCAUUCACCAAUCACACCAUCCCCAUCCAAAACAAGGCAUCUUCAUGUGCAUUCAGCUAGUCCUCGAUGCUUAAGGGAACAAAGGAAUAAUCAUCCAAUGCCUCAGGUUCCAAGCUUAGGCUCCCCUUACAACCAUGCAAUGCCUAACUACAUGACUGCUACUGAAUCUGCUAAGGCUCGGUUUCGAUCACAGAGUGCACCAAAGCAGAGGCCUUCAACCCCAGAAAGAGAAAAGACAGGAUCAUCAGUGAAAAAACGCUUGACGUUCCCAAUUCCUGACCCAUGUAGCGGUCUUGGAAAUGCUGGUGGUGGUUUUGAUUUUAACUCGAGGAGUCCAUGCUAUAAGAACAUUGAUGGAGGCAAUGUUGGGAUGGAACAAAGGUCAAACAUGUCAUCUUGUUGCACAGACAGCUUUGGUGAUGAAAUAUCUCCACCUUCAACCAAUGAUCUUAGGAGGUGGUUGAGGUGAAAACUCUUGAUGAUGUGUAGCCAUCAUGCAUUUUCUACUUGAGAGUCUGAAUUACUUGAGGUAGAUGAAGUGAGAUUGUGAGAGAAGCAUGUUGAAUGGAAAUGUAUGAUGGGACCAUCAUUAAUGGAGUUCAUAAGACAAGCUCUCUUUUUGCUUA
Quercus robur (English oak) is the source of this 2272-nucleotide messenger RNA. Its product is annotated as protein IQ-DOMAIN 17-like. The record is from RefSeq and is a predicted model, not a curated record. Bases 505 to 2115 code for a protein of 536 amino acids. Gene Ontology annotation, molecular function: protein binding. The transcript has 6 exons. Lineage: Eukaryota; Viridiplantae; Streptophyta; Magnoliopsida; Fagales; Fagaceae.